UCGAGGUCACCUCUAGGUGAAGGGUACACCCCUUUGUGGCGGAAAGGAAGAUGGCUUCGGGAGAGUCUCUGGCUGCUUUUGAGGGGUUUUACAGACAGUUGGACCCCUGGGGCCAUGGUAAGGUUGAUGCAGGUGAAGCUGCUGCCUUCCUGAAGAGGUCUGGUCUGAGGGAGAGUGUUCUUCAUAAGAUCUGGAACCUUGCAGACCAGGAAGGGGCUGGCUACCUGGACAAAAAAGGUUUUAUUGUAGCGCUCCAGCUGGUGUCCCUGGCUCAGCACGGUCAGGAUGUCAGUGUGGAGAACCUGUCCUCCUCCAUUCCACCUCCUACCAUGGCAGAGAAUGUUUCUGGCAGCUCCAGAGCAGCUUGGGCCAUCAAGACAGAGGAGAAGCUGAAGUUUGACACCAUUUUUGACACGCUGGACCCUGUCAAUGGUUUACUGACAGGAGACAAAGUCAGGCCGGUUCUCUUGAAUUCAAAACUUCCUGUGGAAAUUCUUGGAACAGUUUGGGACUUGAGUGAUAUAGACAAGGAUGGCUGUCUGGAUAAGGAGGAAUUUGCUGUGGCAAUGCAUCUGGUAUACCGUGCGCUGGACAAACAGCCGGUCCCCACCACUCUGCCUCCUGAACUCAUCCCACCCUCCAAGAGAGGACCCAGUCCUGGACUGGCACCUGGGCCUUCUCCUGCACAUGCUGUACACACACAGCAAACCUCGUGGGUGGUGACCCCUGGUGACAAGAUGAAGUAUGACAACAUUUUCCGUCAGGCGGACACAGACAAGGACGGGUUUGUCGGCGGCGGGGAGGUCAAGGACGUCUUCAUGCAGUCUGGGGUUCCACAGAAUGUGCUAGCUCACAUCUGGACAUUGUGUGAUGAGAAGCAGGCUGGGCUGCUCAAUGCUGAGCAGUUUGCUUUGGCCAUGUGGCUCAUUCAGCAACAGGUGAAGGGUAUUGACCCCCCUCAGCAGCUGUCCCCGGAGAUGAUCCCCCCGUCCUCCCGCCAGGCCAAGUCUGCCGGCUCCGACGUCACCACCAUCGCGAAGGAGAUGGACGUGAUUGGUCGGGAGAUCCAGGACCUCACCAGAGAACAGGACAGUCUUCAGUCAGAGAUCACAGACAAGCAGCAGCAGAUCUUGGAUAUCAACAGUCUUCUUAUGAACCUGGAAGUUGAGGUGAACCAGAGUCAGACCACCCUUCAGCAGCUGGAGAAACAAAAGGCCGACACACUCCUGCCUGUGCAGAAACUGGACAAGCAGGAGGCGGAAGUUGAGCGGCUGCUGGAGGAGGUGAAGAGACAGUGUCAGGAGGAGACCCAGCUGGUCAGCAGGCUGAGAUCACAGCUUACCUCACAGGAGACGUCUGUACAGAACCAGGAACAGCAACUCAAUAAGGCACGUGUGGAGUUGAACAACCUGCGAUCAGAAGAGGCAAACCUGGAGCAGAAACUGGAGACUGGGAAGAUUCGGCUGGAGGCCACCAUUACUGCCAUCAGAGCUGCACACACGGAGAUAGCACAGGUACGAGACCAGCUGUCCAAACUACAGGACACCCAGAGGAACCUGAGCACACAGGUUGGACCUGGGGGAGUCGGGGACAUCGGUCUGACCAUGGCAACUACAACUGCCUCAUCAACAUGGGACACUGGAACUAGUGAUCCUUUUGGUAGCAAGGACCCAUUUGCAUCAACUGGAAAUGAUUACAAUGAUCCUUUUAAGGCAGAAGAUCCAUUUAAAACAGAUGUGUUCCAGUCUAGUGUUGCUGACUCUGGCUUUUCCACUGACCCAUUUGGAGAUGAUCCCUUCAGUGGGAAAGACCCUUUUAGUGCAGAUACAGGAAGCAGUAAGCAGGCUGCGCCUUUUGCACAGGUGACUGAGGAGGACCAGCUGGCCUGGGCGACAUCAGAGAGCGAGGCAGAACAGAAACGUCUGGAGCAGCUACAGAAGCAGGAGCAGGCCGACAUGGAGCUGGCCAUGGCACUCAGCAGGGAGGACUCCAAAAAUGGCACACCAUGAACUAAACACUCUCUACAACACAACAUCCAUACUGUGGACACUGAUGUAACAGUUAC
This is a messenger RNA of Branchiostoma belcheri (Belcher's lancelet), 2065 nucleotides long. Its product is annotated as epidermal growth factor receptor substrate 15-like 1. The transcript has 22 exons. The coding region runs from base 51 to 2009 and encodes 652 amino acids. Gene Ontology annotation, molecular function: cadherin binding; calcium ion binding. The record is from RefSeq and is a predicted model, not a curated record. Gene Ontology annotation, cellular component: cytoplasm; clathrin coat of coated pit; plasma membrane. Gene Ontology annotation, biological process: endosomal transport; endocytosis. NCBI's taxonomy places the organism in Eukaryota, Metazoa, Chordata, Leptocardii, Amphioxiformes, Branchiostomatidae.